Molecule: messenger RNA, 1065 nt
Organism: Quercus robur (English oak)
Lineage: Eukaryota; Viridiplantae; Streptophyta; Magnoliopsida; Fagales; Fagaceae
Exons: 6
Coding region: 111-698 (195 amino acids)
Source: RefSeq, a predicted model, not a curated record
CACCUUUUUGCUCUCAUAUUUCUCAAUUCUCAAACUAGAGUCGCUGUCAGCUCUCACAUCUCAAUCUCUAACCCCCAACUUCUCUCUCAAAGAAGUUACAGAGCGCUCCCAUGGACAAUGUACAUGAUGACUAUGGUGAGUACUUUGUUAGAGAAAUGAAUACUGUAGAAGAAUCUAAAGCUCGUGUUUCAAGAUUGCUUCAGGAGUUCGAGUUAUCCAUUGGUGCUGAGACUAACCAGGAGUUACAGAAUACUCCCAUGGACCGUGUUGGCUGGGUGAAGCUCUUGGUUAAAGAAAUGAAGAAUGCCUCCAAUGAAGAUGAUGCUAUUGCUCGUGUUUCAAGACUGUUGGAGGCUUUUGAGUCAUCCAUCCGUGCAAGUGCAAACACUGAGAUUAACCAGAUGGUGGAACUAGGACAAACUCUCUUGCAGGAAUGUAUAAUUCUCAGGCAGUCAUUGGCUAUCCAACAAGAACUUCAGAAAAAGUGUGAAGAACGGAAAUUGGAGUUGCAACAUGUGAAGCAACUGGUGACUCAGUACCAAAUUGGGCAGAGAACAUUAAAGGAAAGAGAAGCACUUCUUCGGGCAGCAUAUGAACGUGAGCAACAAGUGGGGUCCUAUUUCCUGAAUCAGAUGAGUAAUAUAGAGGAGAAGAUGAUUGAUUUGUCCACUUUGCUAAGCGACCUCCCAGCACUCUGAUGUCUUCUAUUGAUUCUUGGAUACGUUAAUUUGGCCUAAUAGGUACAUAGUUAGUAUUAGUAUGUGAGAGCUUUCAACUGCUGUGAAAAAGGUUGUGCAAUUUAUCUGUAGGUACUACAAAUGGUGUCUACCGUCCCAAUUGGUUUGUGUGGGCUUUCCCCUAUUAGAUUCUUCUCUUUACUGUUUGUGACCUCGAUUUCAAUAUUGAAUCUUUUUUUUUUGGGCAAGUAAUUUCAAUAUUGAAAUUGAUACACAUCAUAGGUGUUUGUAGGUUUAUGUGUUCAGAGAUCAAAUAAAUCAAUUGUAGCAAUAUACCUUGAUAAAGGGAUUAGUGUUGUUUAAAUAUCUCUUUGUUUCGGAUUUUCUU